Messenger RNA from Cyclopterus lumpus (lumpfish), 1113 nucleotides. RefSeq lists its product as uncharacterized. NCBI's taxonomy places the organism in Eukaryota, Metazoa, Chordata, Actinopteri, Perciformes, Cyclopteridae. The transcript is spliced from 7 exons. The record is from RefSeq and is a predicted model, not a curated record. The coding region runs from base 106 to 735 and encodes 209 amino acids.
ACCGAUCGUCCCAUAAUCCCCAAUCGUCACGGUACUCCAGAUGUGAACAGGAUGUGAGUCACAAGAUAAUACUGAGCUUCAGCACCGAGCACAGGACGACACAAGAUGUCUGCUGAUCUCUACUGUACGAGUGACUCAGGGGGAAAUAAUGCAAGUCUUCAAGGCACCAUAGUGGGGGGCAGCAAACCUUUACACCGCUUCAUUCAGGGUCAACCCAAGAUUAUUGGCAUCAUUGCACUGGUCUUGGGCUCAUCCUUCUUCAUCAUAUCCAUCGCAAUCAUGCCAGACAACUCUAUUCAGUUCCUCAUGACAGCUGUCCCGCCUGGCUUCUUGCUUGGAACAAUGUUCAUCAUAUGUGGGAUUCUAUAUAUUCUGACAGAACACAACCCGACCAAGAAAACAGUAACCAUAUCGUUGGCUCUGAGUGUUGUGACCAUACUGGGGGCAGCUUGGUCUGUAAUGCACAUCCUGCCCGGUAUUGUUCACUACAAUUACUACAGGGACAAUGAAUAUGUUCUCAUUUACAAUACAUCUAUGUCAUAUGAGGACAUGGUCAUGUCUUUGGAAGUGAUCUUCCUGGUCUACAGUGUUGUGGGUGUAAUUCUUUUCAUUGUAAUGUCAUGUCGGGCUGUGACUGCCCUGCGUUCCACUAAGAGCCAGGCCAUGAUAGUGAUGACUACUACGCCGGAUGAAAGUGGAAUAAGGAGCACAAGUGGAAGGUCUGAAGUGCCAUGAAUUGAGACUAGAGAAGAAACAUGAAGCACAUAAAGACAGACAAGUAUUUAUCUCUGUGGGAAUAACAGGAUAUGUGAUUCCAUGGUUGCUGCAUACAAUGCAAUACAGAUAUUAUGUAAGAAUAUAUAUUGCCUUGUGGUGUUUCUGUGAUCUAUUAAUACCAUCACGUGAGCACUAUAUUUCUAUCUUUUGAACAUUUGCCACAAGACUUGACAGGAUGAUAGCAUUGAACUUCCCCCACUGCAUGGUCAACUUACAACUAUUACUCUGCAGUCUGGCGAUAAUAAUAAUAAUAAUAAUAAUAAUACAUUUAUUUAUAUAGCACCUUUAGAAAUAGAGUUUACAAAGUGCUCUACAUAUAAGCAAGGUAAAAACAUA